AUGCCGACGCCGCCCUCGCCCGUCGACCUCGACGAGGCGCUCCGCUUCUUUGCCUUUGACGUCGUCACCGACCUCGCCUUUGGCCAGCCGCUGGGCCUGACCCGCCAGAGGCGCGACGUCCUCGGCGUCGUCGACACCCUCUUUGUCGGCUUCAACCGCGCCGUCGCGCUCGCCCUGCACCCGAGGCUCGGCCGGGCCGUGCUGGGCGUGCUCAAGCUCUUCACCGACCCGACGGCCAAGCUCGUCGGCUGGUCGGUCGACUGCAUCCAGGGCCGGCUGCGGCGCGGCGACACGUCGCGCAGGGACAUGCUCUCGACCUUUAUGCGCUCCAGGGACCCCACCACGGGCAGGCCGCUCGACCUGGGCCAGCUGCUCGUCGCCGCCUUUCCCGUCCUGACGGCCGGCGGCGACACGACGUCGGCCACCAUGGCCGCGUUCGUCGCCUUGACCCACGAGCGGCCCGAGGUGCUGCAGCGGCUGCGCGACGAGGUCGACGGCUGCGGACUCAGCAUGCCGCCCACGUACGCCGAGUCGAUCAGGCACCUGCCCUACUUCGUGGCGCCGUCGUCGGUGGCGGCAGCGGCAGCGGCAGCGGCAGCGGCAACGGCAACGGCAACGGCGCCCUCUUCCUGCCCGAGGGCACCGAGGUGA
This is a messenger RNA of Pseudozyma flocculosa PF-1, 651 nucleotides long. RefSeq lists its product as uncharacterized. Bases 1 to 651 code for a protein of 216 amino acids. The record is from RefSeq and is a predicted model, not a curated record. Gene Ontology annotation, molecular function: monooxygenase activity; oxidoreductase activity, acting on paired donors, with incorporation or reduction of molecular oxygen; iron ion binding. The transcript has a single exon. NCBI's taxonomy places the organism in Eukaryota, Fungi, Basidiomycota, Ustilaginomycetes, Ustilaginales, Ustilaginaceae.